AUGUCCAUUGACGCUGGUGUCCCAUCGAUAGGCCCGCCACAAAAUCAUAAUCAGACGCGUACAAAUUCAACCAUUCACUAUGCUGGUUCGCCUGGCACUUGCUACGACGAUCCUGCUGAUCCUGCUAUCCUGCUCGGCGGUCCGGCCAGCGCCAUUCGCGUGGCACCGCUGAGCGCCCAGCAGCAGGAGAGGCUGUCCAAGGGGGCGCCGACCACCAGAGCGUUCGAAGGUCGCGUCAUAGAUGGCACCGACGCGGAGUUGGGCCUGGCCAAGUACCAGAUCUCGCUGCAGGGAAGCUACUACCACGAUCACAUGUGCGGCGGUGCGAUCCUCAACGAUCGGUGGGUGGUGACGGCGGCCCACUGUGUUUACGGAUAUAAUUUCAGCUACCUCCGGGUGGCCACCGGCACCGUGCGCUGGCAAGAGCCCGAUGCGAGGUACUUCGUGGAGGAGUACUGGGUGCACUGCAACUACAACGUGCCCGCCUACUCCAACGACAUUGCGCUGAUCAAGCUGAACGACUCGAUUGUGUUCAACGAGUUCACACAGCCCGUGGCCCUGCCCACACAGCCGCUGGCCAAUGGCACAGAGCUGCUGCUCACCGGCUGGGGCUCCACCGUGCUGUGGGGCGACACACCCGAUGUGCUGCAGCAGGCAUCCCUCACCUACGUGGACUACCCCACCUGCCAGCAGAUAACGAACAACGAUCCGAUGAGCGCCCACUGCCACGUGUGCACCCUGACGUCGGGCGGACAGGGCGCCUGCCACGGCGACUCGGGGGGUCCGCUGACGGCCAACGGCACUCUGUACGGGCUGGUCAACUGGGGCUAUCCGUGCGCCGUUGGCUACCCCGAUAGCCAUGCCUCCGUCUACUUCUACUUGGACUGGAUCCGAUCCAUGAUGAACGGACCCUGCAAGAGCUGCCACUGCUAUGCCAGCAACUACCCCAGUCUGUGAUGUCUGUGAUGAACCAAAUAAAGCCAGUGUCGGGAAUAAACUUCGCAUCUUUA
Molecule: messenger RNA, 1010 nt
Organism: Drosophila obscura
Lineage: Eukaryota; Metazoa; Arthropoda; Insecta; Diptera; Drosophilidae
Product: chymotrypsin-2
Exons: 2
Coding region: 1-957 (318 amino acids)
Biological process (GO): proteolysis
Molecular function (GO): serine-type endopeptidase activity
Source: RefSeq, a predicted model, not a curated record